AGUGGCUAGGAGCCCCUUCCGGCUAGAGCAGUGACGCUGGUUUCGCACGUGUGUUUCUUCUUCGGAAUUCCCGGAUUACCCCUGCCCCUGGUGAAUUGGUCGGGCCUGGGUUCCCCUGCAGAUUAAAGGAUGAAGGCGAGAAGAAAUAAAAAACAGGUCCCAAGCUUUCGGAAGUUGCUAAAAACUAGUAAAGUCAAACUUGAAAACAAGCUAAAAAACAAACAAUUUAAACAACAAAGCACUCUCAAGAAGUACCGAAAAGAACAGAGGAAACUAAGACAAGCUGUAAAAGAUGCUGUGUCUAAGAAACCUAUUCCAUUGGAGGACCCAAAGGAAAAACGACCAGGUAAAAGGAUUGAGAGGGAAGAGGAAGAAGAGGAGGAAGCCCUUCCUUUAGAUAUGAUGGAUGAAGAUGACUUACAGUUAAUGAAGGAUUUAGGGCAAAGAGCGUCUUUUCUAACGAGAGAUCUUUCUUCUAGUGAGCCUGUUCACGCCAGGAAGCGGAAGCAUGAGCAUGUUAUAGAUAAAUAUGAAAAAAUACCAAGAACUCUGCAAACUGCACCAGAGAAGGAACUGAUUCACUUACUUCCUAUUAAAGAUAAAAGUGGUAUAAUCCCACAGACGAGAGAGAAACCAGUUAUUGACAGUAACCAAGAUGAAGAGGAUCAAGAAGAGAUGGAACCUGAAGAAGAGAUCAUUGAAGAACCCAUUAAAGAGCUGACGUUAGAAGAACAUUUAAUUGAGAGGAAGAAGAAACUACAGGAGAAGAAAAUGCGUAUCGCAGCCUUGGCAUCUGCCAUAUUAUCAGAUCCAGAAAGUAAUAUUAAAAAAUUGAAAGAAUUACGUUCCAUGCUGAUGGAACAGGAUCCUGACGUGGCUGUUACUGUUCGAAAGCUGGUGAUAGUUUCUCUGAUGGAGUUAUUUAAAGACAUUACUCCUUCUUAUAAAAUACGACCCCUAACAGAGGCAGAAAAAUCUACCAAGAUCCGCAAAGAAACCCAGAAGUUAAGAGAAUUUGAAGAAGGCCUGGUUAGCCAAUAUAAAUUUUACUUGGAAAAUCUGGAGCAAAUAGUUAAAGACUGGAAGCAAAGGAAGCUGAAGAAAAGUAAUGUGGUUUCCUUAAAGGCCUACAAGGGACUGGCAGAGGUGGCUGUGAAGAGCCUGUGUGAGCUGCUGGUGGCCCUGCCUCAUUUCAACUUUCACAACAACAUCAUUGUACUGAUUGUCCCUCUCAUGAAUGACAUGUCAAAAUUGGUAUCUGAAAUGUGUUGUGAAGCAGUAAAGAAACUCUUUAAACAAGAUAAAUUAGGCCAAGCAUCACUCGGUGUAAUUAAAGUGAUUUCUGGUUUUGUGAAAGGCAGAAAUUAUGAAGUUAGGCCAGAGAUGUUAAAAACAUUCUUGUGCCUAAGGAUCAAAGAAGUAGAAGUGAAAAAAGAUACAGAGGAUAUUAAUAAACAAAAAAAGUUCAUGACUUUCAAGGAAAAGAGAAAAACUCUAUCAAGAAUGCAGAGAAAGUGGAAGAAAGCAGAAGAGAAACUAGAGAGAGAGCUUCGGGAGGCAGAAGCUUCGGAGAGUACUGAGAAAAAACUUAAACUGCACACGGAGACUCUGAAUAUUGUGUUUGUGACCUACUUUAGAAUAUUGAAGAAGGCCCAGAGGUCACCUCUCCUGCCAGCAGUUCUGGAAGGUCUUGCCAAGUUUGCUCACCUUAUAAAUGUGGAGUUUUUUGAUGAUUUAUUAGUAGUUCUACAUUCUCUCAUUGAGUCUGGUGACCUAAGCUAUCAAGAAAGUCUUCACUGUGUCCAGACUGCUUUUCAUGUUCUUUCUGGGCAAGGUGAUGUUCUGAAUAUUGAUCCAAUGAAAUUCUAUACACAUCUUUACAAAACACUGUUCAAGUUACAUGCAGGUGCUACGAAUGAAGGUGUUGAGAUCGUCCUCCAGUGCCUUGAUGUCAUGCUGACUAAGCGCAGAAAGCAGGUUUCUCAGCAGCGGGCCCUUGCCUUCAUCAAGCGCCUUUGUACCCUUGCUCUUCAUGUGCUUCCAAAUUCAAGCAUUGGCAUUUUAGCAACUAACAGAAUAUUAAUGCAUACUUUCCCCAAAACAGAUCUGUUGCUUGACAAUGAAUCUCAGGGUAGUGGAGUUUUCCUUCCUGAGCUGGAUGAACCUGAGUACUGCAAUGCUCAGAACACUGCUCUUUGGGAAUUGCAUGCACUGAGGCGACAUUACCAUCCUAUAGUGCAAAGAUUUGCAGCUCACCUCAUCGCUGGAGCCCCUUCCGAAGGCUCGGAAGCACUCAAACCAGAGUUGAGCCGAAGAUCUCCUGCAGAACUUUUUGAGGCUUAUAGCAUGGCAGCAAUGACAUUCAAUCCUCCUGUUGAAUCUUCAAAUUCCAAAAGGAAGGAUAAAAUUUUACAAGGGGAUUCAUUUUUAAGUGAAGAGAUAAGUCAACUAAUCAAAAGACAUUGUAGUGAAGUUGCUACUCAGUCGCCUCUGGAUUUCACCAAAUAUUUGGAAACAUCAGUACGUUCACACUGAGGACAGGACUGAGGGGAGGAAGGGGAGGCCUUCACCUGCUGAAUGACGUCCUGUGCAGUGCUGACGCGGGGCGCCUUGAUGACUGUCCGCGGCUGCUCGGGAGAAACGUCGUGCACUUGGACAAAGAAACUCUCCUCCUCUGAGCUCAGGAUCAUCUCCUUGUCAUCUUGAACGAUGCUCUUCUCUUCCAGGUUCUGUGUUAAAAAAGAAGAAAAGUCUGAGUGGAUGGUAAGAUGGUGUAGAAUAAGGAAAGAAAAGCCUAGCAAAAAUUUGACAUGGAUCUUGGUAACGUGGAAGCAACUUCUUAGCUUUAUAUUCCAUACGCUAGUUACUAUUUCAUAAACUAUUCUAAAAGGAUUUACAUCUCUUCUUAGAGGAGGAAAGUACUGUAAGUUUCUGCUGAUGUUGACACGCUGAUAAGGUUUGGUCCAGAACAAGCCAGUAGAUCUGCUCCUAUGAGCUGUGGAUUUUGAGUCCAAAUCAGCUAGAGAUAAAUUUGUAAAAAGACAAUAUGCCAUUUUGUCAAUUACUAAAAGCCAAAUAAGAACACAAUAAAUACAUUUAAGAGAAAUCUACCCAUUCUCCCACAGACCUUGAGCACUUAAGAAAUGCUAGACAUCUGAAACGUGAGACAUGCAAAAUCGGCAUUCAGGCAGGCUGGAUGAACAAAACCCACAGUGGAAAGGCUAAAACAAUGACUGGAAGUAAGUCACAUCGAAAGGAAUAUCGACAAAAUUCUCAAUAAUUAUGAGAAUUGGUCAUCAGGUUAGAUGGCUUUUGGUGGGCUGGCUUUCAGUGAAUUUUACAUAUAUAAUUAUAUAUUACAUACACAGAUAUAUCUAUAGACAUAUGUAUCUUUUAAAAAAUUUUCAAGCGGUAAGGAAAUAUAUCAAUAAAAAGGCAAACUUCCCAUUUCUACCUUUUUUCUUUUUCUCUUCCACCUCUCCCAUCUCAUUCUCCACAAAAAACCCCACUGUUAUUAGGUUGCAUAUCCUUUUAACCAUCUGCUAUGGAUAUACAAAUGUAUUUUUGUAUAUGUGAAUAAAUAUAUACAAAGAAACCCUGGAAUUAUGUGAAUUUAGAUAUAAUGUGAUCGUCAAAUGGCCCCUGUCAAAUGAGGUUAUGUAAAGCUGUCUUCCGCAAGGGGGAGGCAAGGCAAGUGAGCAAUAGGGAACCCCAUCUCAGGAACUGAGGAUGUGGCAGGAAGGCCCUCCAGUCCUCAGCAUUCUAGCUUAAUCUCAGAUCAGGCCACAGAAAUGGUGCUACCUAACCAGAAGACUCCAAGAAUCACUGUCAUUGUCCUGGAAAGUCCAGCCAGCCCCAGGACCUAGAAUAGUCCCCACUGAUUUUAAAGUCAAAAUGGACAACUGUCACCAGGUGGCGCCAAACUGUAGCCAGGACCAGAAAGGACUGGCUCCUGGGGCUUCUCACCAACCAGGCACACAGCCUCGCCCCAAUCAUUUCAUUAAGCUUGCAGUCGUGGUCCCUAGAAUUUACACAACUGAACUGUUUUGACCCCAUUCAUCAUAUUAUGCGUGAAGGGGAGAGAGCCAUUGUCUAUUUUUAUUACAUAAAAUGAGACUGUACUCUAGUACCUAUGUUAUCCUACAACUCCUUUUUUCUCUCCACUUAAAAGACUGUGAGGCUUCCCUGGUGCCGCAGUGGUUGAGAAUCUGCCUGCCAAUGCAGGAGACACGGGUUUGAGCCCUGGUCUGGGAAGAUCCCACAUGUCACGGAGCAACUGGGCCCGUGAGCCACAAUUACUGAGCCUGCGCGUCUGGAGCCUGUGCUCCGCCAACAAGAGAGACCGCGAUAGUGAGAGGCCCGCGCACCGCGAUGAAGAGUGGCCCCCACUUGCCGCAACUAGAGAAAGCCCUCGCACAGAAACGAAGACCUAACAUAGCCAUAAAUAAAUAAAUAAAUAAGAAAGAAAGAAACGAGAGAAUAAAUAAAAUUAUUAAAAUAAAAAAGACUGUGAUCAUCAUUUCAUGUCAGUUCCUAAAGAUUUUGCAUAAUAUGUCAUUGCAUUGAUUAUAAUAUAUUUAACCAAUCGGGGAGUGGGGUUGGGUGCUAAUUCACAUGACAUAAUUUAUAAUCUCAGGGUUCUGAAAGCUAGGAUGUAAGUAAGCAAGACAAAAAACAAAAAAGUUCUAAGUUGCCACAUAAAAUAUCCCAAUGACCAUGCACUGGGAAUUACUUCUAAGAGCACUCCUUAGAGCUUUACUCAGAGCUUAUUAAUGUUUAAGCCGUUUUCAGCCACAUUAGAAGCCACAGAUUAUGAACAUAACAAUAACCUUCAUUUGCAUAUUCCUUUACAGUCUACUAAGCAUUUCUCUACAUAUUGUCUACAUGUUUGGCAUGAGUCUCAUGAUAAUCUUUUUGAGUCAAGCAGGGUAGUUCCUCUCAUAGAUUUUACAAAUUAGGGCAUAGAGGUUUACAGAAUUCAGAUGAGCCAUUGAAGGUCAUCCAUCUAAUUUGUGUCAGAGACAGGUUUGUCUGACUUCAAAUCCAGCAGGUGUCAGAGGACAGCAUAUUGACCACAGGAAGAUACCUAACAGCUUGAGAGCCCAGAAGACAAGAAAAUCAUACA
Globicephala melas (long-finned pilot whale) is the source of this 5125-nucleotide messenger RNA. RefSeq names its product NOC3 like DNA replication regulator (gene NOC3L). Gene Ontology annotation, molecular function: chromatin binding. Gene Ontology annotation, cellular component: nucleolus. Gene Ontology annotation, biological process: DNA replication initiation. Lineage: Eukaryota; Metazoa; Chordata; Mammalia; Artiodactyla; Delphinidae. The record is from RefSeq and is a predicted model, not a curated record.